Aureobasidium pullulans EXF-150 is the source of this 2012-nucleotide messenger RNA. RefSeq lists its product as uncharacterized. NCBI's taxonomy places the organism in Eukaryota, Fungi, Ascomycota, Dothideomycetes, Dothideales, Saccotheciaceae. The record is from RefSeq and is a predicted model, not a curated record. Gene Ontology annotation, molecular function: oxidoreductase activity; copper ion binding. The transcript has 7 exons. The coding region runs from base 127 to 1929 and encodes 600 amino acids.
AUUCGGCUCUGUAAGAUACGGGCAGUGUCUGAAUGUGUUUACUAGGCAUUUCUGCAUAUAUAAGUCGGCUGCUUACCUGCCUCGAAAUGAUUACAACAUCUCAAACUUGCUCAUCCACUCGCAAGCAUGUAUCUCUUGCAUACUCUUCCUCUUCUUGCUUCCUGGGUCGCCUAUGCUGCUGGUUCUGCGGCCAUGAAGCGUCAGGCCUCCUCAACCUCGUCUGCUGCUGGCUCUGCCACAACCCUGACUCCAGACGAUGCCGACACAGAAUGUACCAACGGCCCCCACAGCCGUGCAUGUUGGGGGGAUGGUUUCUCUAUCGCGACCGACUUCGACCAAAAGUGGCCCGACACCGGCAAGACUGUGCCGUACACGCUAGAUAUCACAAACACUACCCUUAAUCCCGAUGGUACGGGUGAUCGCUUGGUCAUGUUGAUCAACAACCAAUACCCUGGACCUGUUAUUCGGGCUCAAUGGGGAGAUUGGCUCGAGAUAACUGUCAACAACAAGCUACCCAAUAAUGGGACAGGUAUUCACUGGCACGGUAUUAGACAGUUCGAGACGUGUGAUCAAGAUGGUGUCCCUGGCAUAACUGAGUGUCCGAUUGCACCUGGAACAUCUCGCACUUAUCGUUUCCACUGCACGCAAUUUGGUACGAGCUGGUAUCAUAGUCAUUGGAGUGUUCAAUAUGGUGUAGGUACACUUGGCACGCUUGUAAUUGACGGACCUGCUACGGACAACUACGACGAAGACCUUGGACCGUUCGCUCUCACUGACUGGUAUGAUGAGACUGCUUUCUUCAACAACCCGUUGGCCCGAAUUGCACCUCCACAGCCCUAUACAGGUCUGGUCAACGGAAUGAACGUCAGUCCGGAUGGAACCAAGGGAAAGUACUACAACGCUACGGUCAAGUCAGCAAAGAAGUAUCGCCUUCGACUCAUCAACACAUCUGUGGACAGUGCUUUCAUGGUAUCGCUCGACAACCACCCAUUCACCGUCAUCACGAGCGACUUCGUUCCUAUCAAACCUUACGUUGCAGAACGUGUGUUUAUCGGGAUUGGUCAAAGACUGGACGUCAUUAUCGAAGCCAAUCAGACAGCAAGCAACUACUGGUUUAGAGCAGAUGUGCCAGCUGGUGCAUGCGGCAGCAAUGCAAAUCCCAAAGGUAUCAGAGCCAUCAUUCACUACGACAAUACAACCUUCGGUAACCCUACGAGUACUGCUUGGGACACGACUGGUGCCAAUGCGGAUCGAUGCACAGACGAAUCAUACAAUUCGAACAAACUGGAGCCAUAUUGGGACAGCUUUGUUCCCAGCGAUGCCUUGACAGCUAACCCUACGCUAUUGAGUGUACAGGCUCAGGAAGCAGGCCUUACCACUGACAACAGAACUAUCUUCAGAUGGGCCAUCAACACCACGUCACUCAAUGUUGACUGGGACAAACCGAUUCUUGAGUAUGUCCAAGAAGGCAACACGAGCUACCCUGCUUAUGAGAACUUGAUCGAUGUGCCUGACGUAGCGUGGACGUACUGGGUCCUGCAGGAAAUCAGCACUCCCGGCGGCAUACCAUUGAAUAUCCCGCAUCCUGCGCAUCUCCAUGGUCACGACUUCUACGUGCUAGGUGCUCAAGAGAACAGUGUGUACACCAACGCGUUGUCGGCUCAGCUGAAUUUCGAAAACCCACCCCGUCGUGACACCGCGAUGCUUCCAGCCGGUGGAUGGCUCGUUAUCGCCUUCGAGACCAAUAAUCCUGGUGCCUGGAUCAUGCAUUGCCAUAUUGCCUGGCACGUGGCAGACGGUCUAGCCACGCAGUUCUUGGAGACGCCAGACCAGAUCAAGGUCGAUCCUAGCUUCAACGAGAUAUGCAGUGCUUGGAGAGACUACUACCCUGAGCAUGCUGUCUACCUCAAGGAUGACUCCGGUGUUUAGAUUGGAUGUGCUGCUGUGGAUCGAUCGAUUAUACCUUUCGACGGGAAACAUAGGUCAAUACAGGAUAUAACUUUCUUUUGGAC